This is a messenger RNA of Tinamus guttatus (white-throated tinamou), 1596 nucleotides long. NCBI's taxonomy places the organism in Eukaryota, Metazoa, Chordata, Aves, Tinamiformes, Tinamidae. The record is from RefSeq and is a predicted model, not a curated record.
AUGGAUGAGGAGCCUGGCAGCCCCCAGUCCCACAAGCCCAAGCAGCCACGGCCAGUGCAGAAGCUGAAGAAGAAGCGGCAGGAGCCCGUGCUGGAGGUCAAACCCCGGAGGUUGAAGGUGAAGAAGGCGGCAGACUCAGGCACCACGGAGGAGCCCUCCAUCCCAGUCCAGGGUGUCAAGAAGCUGAGGAAGAAGAAGGAGGAGAAAGGGGAGGAAGAGGGCGACAAGGACUCCCAUGCUAAAUCCAAAGAGCCCCGGAGGAAGAAGGAGCCUCCUUCCACCCCUGUCCAUGUUGCCAAGGUUGUGAAGAAGAAGCAAGAGCCUGCUGAGGACUCAGAGGAUGAGGAGGAGGGGGAGGAGGAGGAAGAGGAGGUGGUGAAUAAAGAUCCACCAAAGAAACUCAAGAAGAAGGUGCCCAAGGAGACGCCCUCGGCGGAGGGCAAGGAGAAGAAGGCGAAGCUGAGGGGAGACAAGAACGAGUCUGAAGGCAAAGCCAAGUCUGCCCGAAGCACCAAGAAGGAGCAGACAUCCAUGUUCCAAGUCAACGGCGAGAAGAAGGAGAAGAAGAGCAAGAAGAAAGGUAGGGGAAAUGAGGAGGACGACUCCGACGCCAGCACCAAGCCCAUCCGGUCAGAGAAGAAGAACCCGGCAUCCCUCUUCCAGACAGGCGGGGACCCCCCCAAGGAGAAGAAGACCAAGAAGAAAGCUGUCCACAAAUCCGCAGACACCGGGAGUGCGGAGCAGAGCCCGGAGCUGAGGAACUCCAACAGGAAGGGCAAGGGCAGGAAGGCCAAGAAGAAGGAGGAGCGGGCGCCGUCGCCCCCCGUGGAGGUGGACAACCUGGAGGAGUUCGUGCUGCGCCCGGCGCCGCAGGGCCUGAGCGUCAAGUGCCGCGUGACGCGGGACAAGAGGGGCAUGGACCGGGGGCUCUACCCCACCUACUACCUCCAUCUGGACAACGACAAGAAGGUGUUCCUGCUGGCCGGGCGGAAGCGCAAGAAGAGCAAGACCUCCAACUACCUCAUCUCCAUCGACCCCACGGACUUGUCGCGCGGCGGCGAGAACUUCAUCGGGAAGCUGAGGUCCAACCUCAUGGGCACCAAGUUCACCGUGUUCGACAACGGGGCCAACCCUGACCGUGCCAACGCCGACUGGUCCAACGUGCGGCAGGAGCUCUCGGCCGUGGUCUAUGAGACCAACGUGUUGGGCUUCAAGGGACCCCGCAAGAUGACGGUCAUCAUCCCCGGGAUGAACGCCGACAACGAGAGGGUGCCCAUCCGGCCCCGAAAUGACAACGACGGGCUGCUCAUGAGGUGGCAGAACCGCAACAUGGACAACAUCAUCGAGCUGCACAACAAAGCGCCUGUGUGGAACGACGAGACCCAGUCGUACGUGCUCAACUUUCAUGGCCGUGUCACCCAUGCCUCUGUCAAAAACUUCCAGAUCGUGCACGCCGAUGACCCCGACUACAUCGUGAUGCAGUUCGGGCGCGUGGCCGACGACGCCUUCACCAUGGACUACAACUACCCCCUGUGCGCCGUGCAGGCCUUCGCCAUCGCCCUGUCCAGCUUCGACGGCAAGCUGGCCUGCGAGUAG